Messenger RNA from Schistocerca americana (American grasshopper), 1846 nucleotides. Its product is annotated as protein takeout-like. Bases 1 to 807 code for a protein of 268 amino acids. The record is from RefSeq and is a predicted model, not a curated record. The transcript has 6 exons. Lineage: Eukaryota; Metazoa; Arthropoda; Insecta; Orthoptera; Acrididae.
AUGGCCCCGCCGCCCGCCUCCAGCUCGUCGCUGCCGCUGUCUCUGCCUCUGCUCGUGCUGGCGCUGGCGACCGCCGCCACCCACGGCGCGGCCGUCGUCGACAUCGUCGAGCACACACCCGAGUACAUUCGCCCGUGUCCACGGAAGGAUCCGAAUGCCAAUGGUUGCAUCAAGGAACUGUUCCAGCACAUGUUUCCUUAUCUAGCAAAAGGCAUUCCCGAGAUCGGCGUGGCGCCGUACGAGCCGCUGCGCAUCCCGCGCCUGGCGCUGAGCAAGGGCCAGGGCGCCGUCCUCAUCUCGGGCAGCUUCUCCGACAUCGUCGUCCGGGGGCCCUCCAACGCCACCACCACCUUCGGCAGGCUGGACACGGAGCAGCAACGCCUCGAGUUCGGCCUGCAGAUCCCGGACCUGCGCCUGGAAGGCAACUACGACCUCAAGGGGCACAUCCUGCUGCUGCCACUCGUUGGCAACGGGCGCGCCACGCUCAGGCUCGGCAAUACGACAACGACGGUGUCCACGAGGUACGUGGUGGAUAGCGUUCGUGGCCGCGAUGUGGUGCGCAUCGUCACCAUGAAGGUCGACUUCACCGUCGCAUCCAUGCACAUCCACCUCUACAACCUGUUCAACGGCAACAAGGUGUUAGGGCACACGCUGAACACGUUCCUCAACAAGAACGGGCAGGAGGUGCUGGCGGAUUUGGAGGAACCCUUGGGCGAAGCUCUCAGCGAGGUGUUCAUCGACCUCGUCAACCAGAUCUUCACCCACAUCCCGCUCGACAUCUGGCUGCCCUCUGGCGGGAGACGAUAGCUGCAGUGGACGCCGACGAUGCGGCCGUUUAAUCCCGAAUCGUCGUUAGCCAAUUCAACCACCAUGGCCAUACUUAACAUUUACUUUUCAGCAGGCGGUAGUUUGUGACGAACAGUUGCUUUUCUUUCUAGUUCGUUUGCCAUGCAACAUCGCUCGUGGUUGAAAAAGGCCGAGAAUUAUUAAUCUCUUAUUCUUGUUUGUCUUUUCAUUGUAAUUCAUAUGCAAAACUCAACUGCACUGAUCAGCCAGAACAUUAUGAACACCUACAUAAUAGCCGGUAUGUAUACCUUUACAACGGAUAACAGCUGCAACGCAUGGUGGCAUGGAAGCAAUGAGGCUUUGGUAGAUCGAUGGAUAGAGUUGGCACCACAUCUGCACACACAAGUCACCCAAUUCCCGUGAAUUCCUGGGAGGGGGACGAUAAGCUCUGAUGCCAUGUUCAGUCACAUCUCAGAUCUGGCGAGUUGGGGGCCAGCACAUCUGUUUGAACCCACCACUGUGGUCCUCGAAUCACUCCAUCACACUGCCGGCCUUCUGACAUGGCGCAUUAUCUUUCUGAAAAAUGCCAUUGCCGUGGGGAAACAUGGUCGUCUUUAAGGGGUGUACGUUGUCUGCAACUGGUGUACGAUACUCCCUGGCCGUCAUGGUACCUUGAACGUGCCCCACUGGACCCAUGAACGCCCACGCCCAGAGCAUAAAAGAGCCGCCGCCUCUUUGCCUCCGUCCAGCAGUACAGGUGUCAAGGAGCUAUUUCUCUGGAAGACGACGGAUUCACGCCGUUCCAUCAGAAUUGUGAAGAAGGUAUGGAAUUCAUCAGGCCAUGCAACACUCUGCCACUGCGCCAUCGUCCAGUGCCGAUGGUCACGUGCCCAUGUCAGUCGUAGUUGCCGACGUCGCGGUGUAACUUUGGCACUUUCAUGGGUCGUCGGCUGCGGAGACCCAUCGUUAGGAGUGUUCUGUGCACUGUGUGUUCAGACAUACUUUUACUCUGCCCAGCAUUAAAGUCUGGUGUUAGUUCCGCCACCUGUCCUGUUUUACC